This is a messenger RNA of Loa loa (African eye worm), 865 nucleotides long. RefSeq names its product uridine phosphorylase. Lineage: Eukaryota; Metazoa; Nematoda; Chromadorea; Rhabditida; Onchocercidae. Gene Ontology annotation, molecular function: uridine phosphorylase activity. Gene Ontology annotation, biological process: uridine catabolic process; nucleotide catabolic process. The transcript is spliced from 6 exons. The coding region runs from base 5 to 865 and encodes 286 amino acids. The record is from RefSeq and is a predicted model, not a curated record. Gene Ontology annotation, cellular component: cytoplasm; cytosol.
GAAAAUGGUCCAAAUUCAUAAUCCAUUAUUGGACAAGCAAUCAGAUGACCAUUUCCAUCAUCUUGGCAUUACGAAAAGUGCGAUUGACAUUCCAAAGAUGUAUGGCGAUAUUAAGUUUAUAUGUAUGGGUGGAAGCAUGGGACGGAUAAAGAAUUAUGCAAAAAUAUUCGCCAAAGAAAUGGGUAUAAGUAUGUCCGAUAAUUUGAGCACAACUGAUCGUUAUUCAAUGUAUAAGACGGGUCAAGUACUUUGGGUUAAUCAUGGAAUAGGUUCUUCAUCAUCGAGUAUUGUUAUUGUGGAACUGAUUAAGUUGUUGUAUUAUGCGAAAGCAAAAGAUGUGAUAGCAAUACGAAUGGGUACCGCAGGUGGUAUUGGUGUUACAUCAGGUACCUUAAUACUUACCAGUGGAGCGUUAAAUGGUGAAUUGCUCGAGGAAUAUGUACAGUAUAUCAUGGGUGAAAAGAUUUCAAGACCAGCCAUCUUUGAUGCAGAAGUGUAUCAGCAAUUAUACAAAAUCGCAGUCCAAUUAAAAUUACCUGUUCAAAUCGGAAAAACAUUAAGUAGCGAAGAUUUUUAUGAAGGACAAGCAAGAUUGGAUGGUGCAUUUUGCGAGUACACGGAACAGCAAAAGUUAGCGUUCCUCAAUCGUUUGCAUAAUUUGGGAGUACGAAAUAUUGAAAUGGAAUCAUUGUGUUUUGCAGCAUUGUUCAAUCGAGGCAAUAUAAGAGCAGCAGUAGUUUGUGUGGCAUUGUUGGAUCGAUUAAAGGGUGAUCAGGUUUUGUUGAAAAGUGAUGAUUUGAGUGAAUUUGAAACACGUGUCUUCAAGGUAGUUAACAUAUACAUUAAGCAGCAGUUGAAAUUGUAG